AUGGGACAACUGUCCUGUGCUGUGACCCCUAGGGGGCAAGGAGAUUGCAAUGACGAUAUUCGGUUACCAAACUACAUCGAACAUGCACCAUCUCAUAUCACCAAGAAGGAUCUUGACUAUUUGCAAUCCAAGGGUGCAUUGGGACUUCCGCAUUAUAAAGUCCAGAUGAAACAGUGGAAGGCAUAUUGGAAAUAUGCGUACCCAUGCAAUCCUAUCCUGGAUCCAACUGAGAUAAUGAAUAUCAUGCAAGGACAUAAAAGUCGAACAAAAAUCAGUCUCUUCCUUUUCCAGUGCGUUUUGCUAGUUGGCAGGCUCUUCCUCGACAUUCACGAAGGAUCGUGUACCAAUUCUGUCCAUCUUCAAGCGAUGUUUCAGAAGAUUCGAUUACUAUACAACCUAGGUUGGGAAACUAAUCCUUUCGUUGUCCUCAAGUCCUUACUCCUCAUGACCUGGUUUCCACAAAGCGUUGAUGAAUCCAAGGGCCAGGCGUAUUGGAUCACACAGGCUGUUUCUCUCGCAUUUAGAAUCGGUCUUCAUCGCGACCCUUCGCAGCUUGACAUAGAACAACGCCUUCGGAGCUUAAGAAAGCGUUUGUGGUGGUGCCUUUAUGUUCGCGAACGUACCCUUAAUCUUGAUGCUGGCUUGCCGUGGAUAAUAGACGAAAACGACUACGACGUUCCCAUGAUUACCAUCCAUGAUUUUGAACUGGUGCCACCGUCAUGUGGCUUCGAGGAUAAUAUACCAUUUGCAGAGUUGGGCGCCAUAAAUAGACAACGCCAAAUUGCCUUGAUGUCGGUUGAAAGAGCCGCACUGAUGGUGUUGGUAGGACGUCUUCCAUCCAUAUCAAUUCAUAUUGCCGAUAGAAGUAAGAAGCGGCCAGGAAAGCCAUUGCUUCACACUCACGGCCAGCGUCUUAAUAAGCUUUCCAUCGACGAAUUUGAUUAUAGCUUAGAUCAAUGGAUGAAUAAUCUUCCACCGGAGGUCAAUUACCACGGGUCGAAUUCUCUUGCUUCAUGGGUCGGCGACGGCCAGUUGUACAUGCACUGCACAAUGCUCCGACUAUCCUAUAGUAUUGUACGUCUCCAAUCAGCCGCUCUUCGUUACCUUCAAAACAAAAGUAUCGUCGAUCACCGGAGUCGAAAAAUGGUUAGUGCUGCUUGCUUUCUGAUCAUAGACCUCAUAGAGGAACUCAAUUACCACGAGUAUUCAGCUUAUGUUCCCCUAUAUGGGUUUUCGACUCUACGGCCGGUUUUGAUAUGGGCGAUUAUCAGCCAAGAACAGAAUAUAAAGCGAUAUCAGGGAUUUCCGCAGUUGCUGGCACUCCAAUACAAAGUUGGGAAAGCAGACCCUUACUACUUGCUAUUUCAAUCGUAUCUACAACAUAAGAAUAUAACCAUGAAAGAGGACACUCUGUAUCUGUCGCCCUAA
Molecule: messenger RNA, 1428 nt
Organism: Talaromyces proteolyticus
Lineage: Eukaryota; Fungi; Ascomycota; Eurotiomycetes; Eurotiales; Trichocomaceae
Product: fungal-specific transcription factor domain-containing protein
Exons: 2
Coding region: 1-1428 (475 amino acids)
Biological process (GO): DNA-templated transcription
Molecular function (GO): zinc ion binding; DNA binding
Source: RefSeq, a predicted model, not a curated record